UAGGUUCGCAAAACGCGUCCCGGAAUAUUGAGAGAAAGGGGAAGAGAGAUUUAUAAAUGUUGAGAGCAAUACGCAAGUACUUUGAGCUAGCGGAUCGAGAGCGUUGCUUAUCAUGCAUAUGCUUGGGAAGAAGGAAGGAGGGUUGUAGAAGAGCAAGCAAAUCCAUAGCAAACAUCAGAUAAUACACACACACACACGCUCACGCUCUUACUAGCUAUAUAUAUAGGUAAUACAUACAUAUAUACAUUCAUAGAACGUGUACGAUGGGUCUGACGGGGUUGAACCAGAGAUCCAAGGCAGUGGCAGUAACUGCAGCUUGGGUGGUGCUUUGGGGCCUCUUCACGGCAAGCGACAUCGGCAAUGCAGAGAGGCUCCUGAGAUCAACGGAACCUGGAUAUUCCGUUGAGAAAGAAAUGAGACAAGGAUUUGCACUCAGACUGUUUCAUUUCUUCUGGCAGGGAGGCAAAUCUUCUUAUGAACAUGUUUGGCCGGAGAUGGAAUUCGGAUGGAGACUGGUGGUGGGAUCAGUGGUCGGGUUCUUUGGUGCGGCUCUAGGCAGCGUUGGAGGGGUCGGAGGCGGUGGAAUUUUCGUUCCAAUGCUUACAUUGAUCAUUGGUUUCGAUCCAAAGUCUUCCACAGCCAUAUCUAAAUGUAUGAUAAUGGGGGCUGCAGGAUCGACAGUGUACUACAAUCUAAGACUAAGGAACCCAACACUAGACAUGCCUCUAAUAGACUACGAUCUUGCAUUGCUGUUUCAGCCUAUGCUCAUGCUGGGAAUUAGCAUUGGCGUUGCAUUCAACGUCAUGUUUGCUGAUUGGAUGGUCACUGUUCUCCUCAUCAUUCUUUUCAUAGGUACAUCAACUAAAGCGUUAUUCAAAGGCAUAGACACGUGGAAGAAAGAGACGAUGAUGAAAGAGGAAGCAGCCAGGCAGUUGGAAGCGGAAUCAAAACCAGGGGACGAAUACAAACCACUACCCAGUGGUCCAGCUGUUUCAGGAGAUGAUCAGGUUUCUUUGCUACACAACAUUUACUGGAAAGAAUUCGGAUUACUAGUGUUUGUUUGGGUAGCUUUCCUCGCAGUUCAGAUCAUGAAGACAUAUACAGUGACCUGCUCCGUCAAAUACUGGAUUUUGAACUCGUUGCAGGUACCAAUUGCUGUCUCUGUUACGGUUUAUGAAGCCAUAUGCUUAUGCAAAGGCACCAGAAUUGUUGCAUCCAAGGGAAAGGAAAUCACAAAUUGGAAGGCACAUAUGAUUUUCCUUUACUGUUGUUGUGGAAUCGUAGCUGGCAUGGUGGGUGGACUUCUUGGGCUAGGCGGAGGCUUCAUCUUGGGACCCCUUUUUCUAGAACUGGGGAUUCCUCCUCAGGUAGCAAGUGCAACAUCAACCUUUGCAAUGGUCUUCUCAUCCUCCAUGUCAGUUGUACAAUACUACAUGCUGAACCGUUUCCCAGUCCCAUAUGCUUCUUUUUUCGUAUUAGUUGCUACAAUUGCUGCCUUUACGGGUCAGCAUGUAGUGAGGAAGGUUAUAGCACUACUUGGAAGGGCAUCAAUAAUAAUCUUCAUACUGGCCCUGACAAUCUUCGUGAGCGCGAUUAGUUUAGGUGGUGUUGGAAUAGCAAAUAUGAUUCAAAAGCUGGAGAAUCAAGAGUACAUGGGGUUUGAAAAUCUUUGUAGCCAGUCUUAGAUAUGCUCUGAACCGCUAUGGCUGUGGAAUAUCUCACUGUCACUGGGAAUGACUCUAUCCCCACUACUGCUUCUCUUUACAUAGUCAAUCAUUUGUCAAUGGGUUUUCAAGCAAAUAGUGUAAUUUAUUUAUGUUCGUGGAUGCCCACUUCAUUGUGCCAUUGUCUGCUUAAACCUCCGUAUGAAGCCACCGUCUUUAAUUAUGCUAAAAAAUUGGCAAUGAAUUUGUUUAAUAAUUCUGUAAUAAAUAAAAAAAUUCAUUUUGUGCAA
Molecule: messenger RNA, 1954 nt
Organism: Diospyros lotus (date-plum)
Lineage: Eukaryota; Viridiplantae; Streptophyta; Magnoliopsida; Ericales; Ebenaceae
Product: sulfite exporter TauE/SafE family protein 3-like
Exons: 12
Coding region: 264-1685 (473 amino acids)
Biological process (GO): protein ubiquitination
Cellular component (GO): membrane; Cul4A-RING E3 ubiquitin ligase complex
Source: RefSeq, a predicted model, not a curated record